UGGAGUAGCUCUCCUCUGCGCAAGGCUCACCAUUCUGGGGCUUGGCAGUGAGUGAUGACUACAGCACGGGCAGCUCAAAUCUAGCUCCACCACUACUCUGGCAUAAAUAUACUGAGACUGUCAAUGGAUAUCACCGAUUAACCGCGGCAGGUGCAGAUUCUAUACUUGGAAAAAGCUGGAUAAUGCAUACAAAUAAGUAAAUAGCAGCUUUGUAUGGAUUUACCAUUUUAAGCCACAUCUGUGCUUUUUUCCUGCUUGCUUUUGUGUAAUAUAAAGUGAUCAAGGGGAUCAGAAAUGCACCUCUGAUUUGUAUUUAUUGAUUUGGUUUUCCAACAAAUAUAAAAAAGCUGGGACUUUUCAGCCUACAGUACUGGCUUCGAAAGUAAAAAUGUUCUUCCAUGUUUAAUCAUUGCCUUGAACUGAUCAAAGCAAGACAGAAAACCUGAUAUUAUUAUACUUCGUGUCACAUGCAUAAAAAACUGUGCCUAAAAGGAACGCACUUUGUUGCACUCUCUUUGAAGCAAGAAGGAGGGUCAAUAUAAUGCCUGGAUUACCAUUUUAACUGGCCAUUAAAACCACAGCGGAGGAGGUAAAGGGACAGCAGGGGGCUGAGUGAGUAGGAGCUGCAUUCCUACACUUAAGACCGGACUGAGAAUCAAACAUCCUGAUUGUUGUUUCAAACUGAUCGGACACUGUAGGGACAAGAGUGGAACCACCCUUCACAGUCUGGAUCUGAUGAAGCGCCCAGGGGCGAUCUCUGCAGUGCACCUGUGCAGAGAGGGGAGAAAGCCGCUGUAAUGCGCCGUAAGGAUCCAGCAGAGGUGAGGGAUGGAGAUCGCUAAACUCAGCUUUAACCAUCGACCGUUCGGCUCUGAAGAGAAAAUCUAAUGAGCGGUCAAAGGGAUUGGCAGAAGAAUGCUGGUGCCAGGUGCCCAGAGGCAGGAUGGCGUUGUGUUGGCAGAGAGCUGCGGUUGUUAGAUGGUUCCUCUUGAUGCUCCUGUGGCACUGGGCACCUCUGUGCCCACUGAGCUGGUUCCUGGCUCUGGCUGAGCCUCUGAACCAGAAAACCUCACCUUUCUCUUCCAUCUCCGGCCGGAGCAAUGGCCAGCUGGACUGGCUCCUGUCUGAUAAAGGGCCCUUCCAUCGCUGUCCAGAAUACACUGAGUUCAAAGAACGCUUCCAACAAGGCUUCUCCACACGCUACAAAAUCUACAGGGAGUUUAGUCACUGGAAAGUGAACAGCUUGGUGACAGAAAAGAGAGACUUCUUCAAAGCCCCACUGCCUUUGGCACCAGAGUUUUUACGUAACCUCAGGCUUCUGGGGAGAAGGCCGAGUCUUCAGCAGAUCCACGAAAACCUGAUCAAGAAAUAUGGCACUCAUUUCUUGGUAUCAGCCACACUGGGAGGAGAGGAAUCGCUCACAAUCUUCUUGGACAAACAUAAGCUGACUAAAAUGACAGAGGGAAACGGAAACAGCUCUGUCGUAUCCCUGGAAAUCUUGCACCAGUUGGCGGCAUCAUACUUCACAGACAGGGAGAGCACCCUGCGAAGACUGCACCACCUGCAGAUCGCUACAUCUGCCAUCAAGGUAACGGAGACCAGAACGGGGCCUCUCGGAUGCAGUAACUACGACAGCCUGGAUUCCGUCAGCUCUGUCUUAGUGCACAGCCCAGAAAAUAAAAUCCAUCUGAAAGGUCUACAGGAUGUGCUGCCUGAGUUUCUGCGGAAUCGUUUUGUGGAGGCGGCCCUCAGUUAUGUGGCGUGUAAUUCCGAGGGCGAGCUACUGUGUCACAACAAUGACUGCUGGUGCCACUGCUCUGCAAAGUUCCCCGACUGUAACUGCCCCUUUGCAGACAUUAAAGCUAUGGAAGACAGUCUCCGUAAGAGCAAGGAGUCCUGGACCAACCUUAACUAUGAGUUCAUGGAGUCCGAUGAAUUCAAGGCCUUUCUCAAGAAAUUGCCAACGGACCAUUUUUUAAACACCUCCGCCAUCUUAAAGUUCUGGACGUCAGAUCUGGUCCUGCAGAGACGUUAUGGUCUGCUGGAGACGAGCAUUAAAGUGGUGCUGGGCAAAGCCAUCAAGAUAGUUCGCAAGCUCUUUGCUCUCAGCAAGCGGUGUCCCACACAGCCAAAGAUCAGCCUACCUAAAGAAAGGACUCUGGGGUUUUGGCUGAACAAAGCCCAGUCUCUGUUGUACUGCAGUGAGCAUGGUGUGCAUGGCACCUUCUCAGAGGAAUUACAGGGCUGCAUCUGCGCUGCAGAGCAGCGUACUCUCUGCCAGGGCACUGUUCCAUGUAGGGUGGGUGAGGGGACCCUCUGCUCGUCCUGUGCCCCAGACAACAUUACCCGCUGUGGCACAUGUCUCCCUGGCAGCAUCCUCCAAAUGGGCUCCUGUCGUCCCAACAUUGCCAACUCUCUAGACCACUACGUAAACUUUGACUUUGACAUGCCUGACGCAGAGAUCCGUUACCUCCUUCAGAGGCUCGAUAGCCGUAUGGAGGUCCAUGCAAUCUACAUCAGCAAUGAUGUCCGCCUCGGCAGCUGGUUCAACCCAGCAUGGCGUAAACGCAUGCUGCUCACACUCAAGAGCAACAAGAACAAGUCCAACCUCAUCCAUAUGUUGAUGGGGAUCUCUUUCCAGAUCUGUUCCACCAAGAACAGCACACUGGAACCUGUGCCUGCAAUCUACGUCAACCCCUUCGGGGGAAGUCACUCUGAGAGCUGGUACAUGCCAGUAAAUCAACAGGACUUCCCAGACUGGGAAAGAACUAAACUAGAUGCCUUGCUUCAGUGCUAUAACUGGACCCUCAGUCUUGGCAGCAAGUGGAAAUCCUUCUUUGAGACGGUUCACAUUUACCUCCGCAGUCGCAUCAUUACAGAUGAUCCCGCUGUCAAUGAGACACUUUUUUAUGAACCGCUCGAUAUUGAUGACCACUCGGCCAACCUAGGCUACAUGAAAAUCAACAGCAUGAAGGUCUUUGGCUACAGCAUGCACUUCGAUCCAGAGGGGAUCAAGGAUCUGAUCUUGCAGUUGGACUACCCCUACACACAAGGCUCCCAAGAUGCAGCCUUCUUGAUGCUUCUGGAGAUGAGGGACCGCAUCAACAGGCUCUCUCCACCAGGAGCCCAGCCACUGGACCUUUUCUCCUGCCUGCUGAGGCACAGGCUCAAGCUUUCAUCCAGUGAGGUUGUGCGCAUACGGGAUGCACUCCAGAGUUUCAAUGCCAAGCUGCCCAUUUCAACCAAGCCAGAACACAGCCUGCUGUGCAGCUAGCUCAAAUCGAUAAUUUUGGCCUCUGUGUGUGUGAAUGUAUUUGUAAAUGUGAUGGGAGAGAGAGAAAAUAAAUAUAUUGGCAUUGUUUUUGAAAAUGUUUGUGGGUGAGAGCAUCUUUGAACGAUCCUCCAUUGGGCAGCAAUCGUACAAAGCAGGAGUUCUGAUUGUGACUAGUACAGGAGUGAAUACCGUAUGGCAGCUUCCGAAUUGCCAUAAUAUUCCCUCACUGGGAAAACCUUGUGGAAGAAGUCUGGAUGUAGCCUACAGUCAUAUCUACUUGCUGUCUUUGAGUAAAGGGAUGCUUUGAUACAAUGGGGAUUUAACUUAAAGAGAUUAGUCAUUUAAAUGAUCUUGAGCAAACAUGGAAAGAAAACAUUUUAUGUGAGAAUUUAAACCUAUGCUUUCUUAGCAGAUAUAUACUGAUGCUGUAGGUUUUAUUUUGUGAUGUCAUUGUUUGAGAUAAAAGUGGAUAAUUGAUGAUAAGGAUUCUAUUAUGAUGUUAAGUUUUAGAGCACAUUGAUCCAACUGUUAUAACAAUCAACAGAGAUUCAAAUCCUUUUUUUUCUAUUUUAUCUGGAGUCACAAAUCCUGUAUUGUUAGAUCUGUAUAUCUGUAUUUAAUGUUGGACUGAAUUGCCAGAAUGUUGGAAAGAAAUUCCUUUGUAUUAAGAGAUAUGGCUAAACCAAAAGGCAAACAUGAAUGCAAAUUGAAUGGCAACAUUUCUUUACUGUUUUCUUUUUUUUUUUAUGUUCAUUGAAAUCUCUUUUGAGGUGGUAACCUUAAGAUAGCAUACUUAUAAUAUUGUUUUGAAAAAUGUUUGUGGACAGCUUUGUAAAUAUUGCUCCAUUUUAUUCAAGACGUGAAACGCUUCUCAUUGCUUCUUGGAUAUAUAUACUGAUAAACAUCCGUAUUUGUACUUUUUUGAAAGUGCAAAGACCAAACAAUACUUCAACACAAAACAAUUGCCUUAUGAAGUGAAAUCUCUGUUCUUGCAUCAAAGCACACUUGGCUGUAUGUCUCUCUCUUUAAAAAAAAAUGUCUCUUCUUGUGCUUUUUCAUCAGUUCUUAUAAUUUUUUCCUCUACAUUAAAUUCAGAUUUUAAAUGACAGUGACCUCUAGUCUGCAAAUUUCAAUUUUUAAUUGAAGUAUUAUUUAAAGCAUUCAUUAUGUGUCAUCUAUGUGCAAAUGCAGAGUUACAUUUACUUUACCUGAUUUUUUUCCAUUUCCCUGCUUUUCUACUACACAUACUGUAUAUGGUGAUGUGACAGAGCAUAACUACUGUAUAACACAUUAAUUCAUUUCAGUAUUCCUGCAUCUUGAGGCAAAUAUUUUCACUCUGAAUGUAAUAACUGUACAUCUACCACUUAAGUGUUCUUGAUUACGUAACUUGAGCUUUGUAAACACAAUCAACCAGAAAAUUAUAGCCCUUGUCAACACAGAGCAUUUAUUACUCCUUAUUAUUUAAAACUGGAAUGUCUAGAAAUGUCUGUGAAAAUUGCAUAUAUCCAUCCACAUAAAAAAACGAUGUUUUCUGUCAAAAUAAGAUGAAUGACUCAAUCUAUAAAAAAAGUGCAAUUUAUGCAGUUGUCAUGGAGAGCCGUAGGACCUUCACAUACACUGUCACAAUAUAUCUGGCUCUCUGUGCAACCUAACCGCAAGGGGGAAAAAAUGCUCACUAAAUUCAUACAUUGGAAAUAACAUGGAGUCUAAAUAUGAGUUGUUUAUCUUAAUGUUGAACACAGGAAUCAGUUUUCGUCCUUCAACAAAUCGUCAAGACCAUGAAGGGCAUCUUAUCAAUUAUAGAGGCUCUGUGUAAACUUGCAUAUCCUCUCUCUUGAGAAUGCAUAUACAAUCAGAAUUUUUCUGUAUUCCAUGAUUUAUGAUUGCUGCACUGCUAAAAGGCUGUAAUGUAUUUAUGGGUAACACUUUAUAAUAGCUUUCAAUAGUAAGUCAUUAACAUUCCUUAAUACUUAGCAGAUCUGUAGUUCAUGAAUAUCAAAUAUGAAUAUAUGAGACUAUAUGAAUAAUAAUUCCAUUUCUAUUUGAAAGUUUACCAAUAUUUCAAAUGUAUAUUAACAAAUGAUCUGUUAAGCAUUAUAAUGGCCUUUUGUAAUAUUUGAUAAUGACUUAUUUAUGAAAGAUAUAAAUUAUAAAGUAUAGUGUCAUUUGCAUUUUCAUAUUCAUAUGAAAAUAUGAUAUAUAUUAUAUAGUGUCAUAGUGGUAUAUUAAUUUUGGGUCAAUACCUUAUUACAAAAUACUAUAUGUGUUAAACAUACUAUAUUCUGUCUAAUCCAAACAUCUUUUAGAUGGUGAUGUAUUUUUACUCACAUUCAUUACAGUAACAGUUGCAAGUAACCAUGUUUUUAUUUAUUUGUGAUUUCACCAAAGGUGACAUAUUCAUUUUAUUUUACAGCUCAGAUACACAAGAUCAUGCUUUUGUAGAAACAUGUCAAACGUGACCUACUUUCAGCCCUCAUUAGAAUAUCCUUUGAAAAAAAAUAAAUCCUCUAAUGUGUACUGUAACAUGUAUCAACAAUUAUUUGUUGUGAAAACAUUACAUUCAUUAAUUUCAGCCUGUAGAUAUUUACUAAGCAUGCUCUGAAACAAUGCUAGCCACUGAGUGAACAUAAAAAUGUGUGAACUCUUCUUAAAUUGUCUAGAUUCCGGUCAAAAUUAUUGCAAUUGGCUUUCCCUGUCCAGUCUGAUACAUUUGAAUGCACUUGUCUACAUUGCACUGCAUAUAGCAGACAAUACAGUAAACCUGUAUGAAUGCUGCAUUGUUCACAGCUUAACUAUGCUGUGAACAUCUAGUGACAGAAAUUGUCCCCAUCUCUGAUCUGUAUCUCAAAUGCAUUGCCAUUUUCCAAACAGGGGGUGACAUUUGUUUACAUACAUUUUCCAUUAGGUUUUAUUCAGUACAACUUUAUGCCUGUACAUGCUACAAUUUUAUGAGUAAUUUAAGUAACAUGUCAUCUCAGAGGGGUCAGUAUAGGGUCAUGCCUUCAGCCUCCAUGCAUUGGCCGAAUGGGACAUAUAGCGGCCCCAAAAGUAUUUGGACACUUUUGGACACUUAAGUCACACAAAUAUUUCUUAAUGUUAUUCAUUAGAUAACAACAUAUCAAACCGAGUGGCCUCUGCAACAAUACAGAACUAACUUCCUCUUUUUUCUGAGCCAUUUCUUGCAAUGGCUUUUAACCAACUUGUCUAAAGGUGACUUUUAGUGGAGACAUGAAGUCAGUUCCCCUUAACUUCACACAGGUAUCCUAACAGAGUAACCACAGGCGUACUUUAUCACAUGUUGUACAUGUUCCUCAAAGUUUGGCAACCAGAAAGUGUCAAAACACGUUUUGUCUUAAUUUUGAACAAUAUAUCUGUUUCAUCAUUUGAAACCUAACAAACUUUUUUGUGAAGUGUAUUUGCCACUUGGUUUGAUAUUUUGUUAAAUAAUGCAAAGACAUUUUUAAGUGUGCCUUAUGUGUCUUAAUACUUUUGGUGUCUCUGUAUGCUUGUUUUAUUUUGUAAUUUUAUUUGUAUUAUUUUUUUAAAGAGGUAUCAAUGGCCAGAACCAAAGUGCUGAAUAUAAAUAGUUUUACUGCAUUUAUUUCUAAUGAGAGACAAUAUAGCUCAGUAAAGAGCAUGAGGUGCCAGCAUGAAAUUGUGCAGUGUGGAUUCUAUUGGCUGAUAGGAGAGUAAAUUCUGUAUCUGUAUCUGUAUGUGGUGUUCAUGAUUCUGUACAGAGUCAGAUAUGGGCAGACCAUGAAAUGAAUCAUUAUCUUUAUACUCGUUAAACCAUUCCUCUCUCUUAAUGUUUUAACAAGAUGUAAAUGUUCUUACAUGAAUUAAUAAAAGGAUGAAACAAUCCUUAAAUAAAUGC
Xyrauchen texanus (razorback sucker) is the source of this 7148-nucleotide messenger RNA. RefSeq names its product BMP/retinoic acid-inducible neural-specific protein 3-like. NCBI's taxonomy places the organism in Eukaryota, Metazoa, Chordata, Actinopteri, Cypriniformes, Catostomidae. The coding region runs from base 944 to 3274 and encodes 776 amino acids. Gene Ontology annotation, biological process: negative regulation of mitotic cell cycle; positive regulation of neuron differentiation. The record is from RefSeq and is a predicted model, not a curated record. The transcript is spliced from 9 exons.